GGCGUUUCGUUACGAUUUAACGUGAAGUAAAAAAUACUGUAGCCGCUUUUACUAGCAAAUGCAUUCCGACUAUUUUCGGUGCAAAAAGUGUGCCGAAUAUAGUACUCAACUAAAACGCUACUUAAUAAUUAUCAUGACGCUUAAGUGCAAGAACGUCAGUAUUUUUUUCGUUUACGCCCAUGGGCUGUCUCGUGUAUCGCAUGAAACAUACAUACAGUCUAACGGGACGGCGCAAGGUAGUGGAAAUGAGUCAUUCGUUACUGCCCGCCGCGACCCAUCGCGUAUAACCGAGCAAAUAAGUCGCAAUCGUGCCGCGCCGAGGACGACGACUGCUUCAAGUCGUCAACCAAUAUAUAGUAACGUUAAACAAAAAAAGUUUCCGUACUUCCUCCUCUCUCUUUCACUCCGAUACUUCCGUCACAAUUCGUCAUAAUAUGUGACUCGGAGCGCUUCCUCGAUGCGCUUUAAUGCAUUUGAAUUAAAAAGUGUCCUCGAGAAUGAUAUACCUAUAUCCUCCGCGCGUGCAAAGCCUACUUUUGAAAUUUGCCUCCGUAAAUAAAAUUGGCGAUCGACAUCCAGCUGAAUAAAGCGUCGCCCAAAAGUAAAGUGAUUAAUUUAUACGAUAUUUGUUUUUACAGGCGCCAGUUUUGUGCUUCACGGAUUCACGGCUCUCGCAUUAACGUUGCAUCUGAAACGACGAGUUGUUUAUAUGAAACAAGAAUAGAUACGAGAUUUGACGAAUUUAUUUUCGUGCCACGGGAACGGCGUGUCGUGUCGCGAAACAAUAUUAAGAGAGACUAUAACGUGUUUAAUAUCUCGGCACGAAUAAAUGACGAAAUUGUUAAAUUCCGCCGGUAUCCGCGGCAUUGAUAUCCCGUGUACAUACGUCGCAUGCCCACCGCCUACGGUCACUCUGAGCCCUCGUACGCGAAUAUGUAUAACGACGAAAAUGUCGCUUAGCUAACCACGGGACACUUCGGAGCAGGUGUGCGAAAAGGUGUCGCGCCUUUGACUUUCGACUAAUAACCGAUGUGAUGUUACCGCAAUGUCCCUCACCUCGAGAACAAACAGAUGGGCCUCGAGAGUAAUUAUUAUAUUACAGCUGGUCACCUGGAACGCUGUUGGCAUCAUUCUUCUUCACAGAGGCGUCAGCACAUUGCAUAGGAAAAUCUUGGAAACCAGCAAUGUUGUCGAGGUAAUGGAGGUAGAUCUCCCGACCGGUUUGGAGUCCGUCGUCUCGUCUACGAGACACGAAUAUGAUCUAUCCACUCAGCAACAACCAAUCGACAAGAACGUGGAGAUAAUUCAGAUGGACUUGGAUAGAUCAUCAUCUCUGAAUGAUGAUACGAAUCUUUCUGGAUUAAGCGCAAUUAAAAAUGAACGAUUAAAGGACGCAUCCGAGAUUUUUUCGGAAAAGCAACCAUCUACGCUCUUUCUCGCGGAUCCUCUCGCAGUUCCGACGACCGAAGAUAAAGAUGUAACGAACAAAAUCUCGAGAAUAGCCCGAGAUAGGGAGCAUAUUCUCGGCAACCAAGUCUCAAAUAACAUCCACGCGGAAGAAGAUAUCACUUCAACCUCGGAUUAUUCAGAAUCCAAAACUGCGGGAUCGGUUUUGAGGGAGGAGGAGGAGGAGGAGGAUGAGGAUGAGGAUGAGGUGGAGGAGGAGGAGGAUGAGGAUCUCGAUCUCGUAGGAAACGCGACACGAGCCACAGUACACGAAACGUCGUCCACUCUCGGUACGGAGGCCGAUCAGGAUCAAUUUACCAUCAGGAAAGACAAAAGCAACGUAAAAUUCUCUCGCGUGAACGAAAACAUCGCGACGACAGCCGUCGCUUUAGUGUCUAUCGGCGCGAUCAUGCUGCUGGUGGGGCCGAUCGUGAUCAUAAUGCGGAUUUUGGACGAGAGGAGGCAAGCGAGGAAGCUGAUGGCGUUGCCAUCAAGAUCACGAGAAGAUCUGCCACCCACGUACGAGCAGGCCGUUCUCAUGGACGAGGCGCCAAGGUAUUCGACGCUCGCGUUGAACUACGAUCGCACGCCGCCGUCCUCGCCAACUUUCUCGUCCACCUACACCUUCUCGAACACUGCGACGUAAUUAUGUCCUAGGCGGAAUCUGGCCGGAGAAAUUUUUUUUCUUUGUUGCUUUUUUGUAUAAUAAAAACC
Mycetomoellerius zeteki is the source of this 2160-nucleotide messenger RNA. RefSeq lists its product as uncharacterized. NCBI's taxonomy places the organism in Eukaryota, Metazoa, Arthropoda, Insecta, Hymenoptera, Formicidae. The record is from RefSeq and is a predicted model, not a curated record. The coding region runs from base 1046 to 2092 and encodes 348 amino acids. The transcript has 2 exons.